Vitis riparia (riverbank grape) is the source of this 3404-nucleotide messenger RNA. Its product is annotated as receptor protein kinase TMK1. Gene Ontology annotation, molecular function: protein kinase activity; ATP binding; protein binding. The record is from RefSeq and is a predicted model, not a curated record. NCBI's taxonomy places the organism in Eukaryota, Viridiplantae, Streptophyta, Magnoliopsida, Vitales, Vitaceae. Gene Ontology annotation, biological process: protein phosphorylation. The coding region runs from base 309 to 3155 and encodes 948 amino acids. The transcript has 2 exons.
UUCUUUCGCAUUGUGGCCCCACUCUCCAUGUGCUCUUUCUGCAACCCACCCUUUUCGUUACUCAUUAGUCAUUACCCUCCUUCCUGCCCCAAAAACCACCCUUCUCUUCUUCCCACAAAACCACUCAUUCUUCUCACCGUCAACUGGUGAGUCCUUUUUGUUCAUCACAGAUAUUCCUUAGUCCUUAAAAUGUUAGAAAUGAAGCUCUUACCCAUUUUUCAAAAAUGAAGAAAUAUGAGCUUUAUUAAAUCCCUGUAGCUAAUGCAACCAUUCUCUUCUUCAUCAUCAUUCUUCUCCAAGUGUUAGAAAUGAAGGAAUCCUACCAGAUUUUAGCCAUUUUUGUGGCUGGGUUUUGCUCUCUUCUUCUCUGUGCAGAGUCUCAAGAGGAUGCUUCGGUGAUGUUGGCUCUGAAAGACAGCUUGAGCAACUCUGAGUCUCUCGGAUGGUCCGGCCCAGAUCCUUGCGAAUGGAAACACGUUGACUGCUCAGAAGACAAACGGGUGACCCGGAUCCAAGUUGGGCGACAAGGCCUUCAAGGUACACUCCCUUCUAGUCUUGGUAAUCUCACAGAGUUGGAGCGUUUAGAGCUCCAAUGGAACAACAUCUCGGGUCCUCUCCCGAGCUUAAAGGGUCUGAGUUCAUUGCAAGUGUUGAUGCUGAGCAACAACCAGUUUACUUACAUUCCCGGUGAUUUCUUUUCUGGGUUGUCAUCUCUUCAAUCAGUAGAAAUUGAUAACAAUCCCUUUUCCGCCUGGGAAAUACCCCAAAGCCUGAAGAAUGCUUCCGCGCUUCAAAAUUUCUCCGCCAAUUCUGCCAAUAUUACUGGAAAUAUACCCGAUUUUUUAGGUCCUGUUGCAUUUCCCGGGCUGGUAAAUUUGCAUUUGGCUUUUAAUGCUCUCGUUGGUGGCUUGCCCUCUGCCCUUUCUGGAUCCCUAAUUGAGUCUCUAUGGGUUAAUGGUCAGAUGAGUGAGGAGAAACUUAGUGGGACCAUUGAUGUUAUACAGAACAUGACUUCUUUGAAGGAGGUUUGGCUGCAUUCCAAUGCCUUUUCUGGUCCAUUGCCUGAUUUUUCGGGUUUGAAAGACUUGCAGAGCUUGAGUUUGAGGGAUAAUCUUUUCACUGGUGUUGUCCCAGUGUCAUUAGUGAAUCUUGGAUCCUUAGAGGCUGUAAAUUUAACAAACAAUUUUCUGCAAGGACCAGUGCCUGAGUUCAAAAACUCGGUUGCAGUCGAUAUGACUCCAGAUGGCAAUAGCUUUUGUUUGCCAAAGCCAGGUGAGUGUGAUCCCAGAGUCAACAUAUUGCUGUCCAUUGUGAAAUCAUUUGGGUAUCCAACAAAGUUUGCCAAGAAUUGGAAAGGGAAUGAUCCUUGUACAGAAUGGUUUGGGAUUGCAUGUAACAAUGGGAACAUUACGGUUGUUAAUUUUCAGAAAAUGGGUCUUACUGGCACAAUUUCUUCCAACUUCUCUUCAUUAAUAUCACUUCAAAAACUAGUUCUUGCCGACAACAAUAUCACAGGUUCCAUUCCUGAGGAGCUUACUUCUCUGCCUGCACUCACCCAACUUGACGUCUCAAACAACCAGCUUUAUGGGAAAAUCCCAAGUUUUAAGGGUAAUGUGCUUGUGAACUCUAAUGGUAACCCAGAUAUAGGAAAGGAGAAGGGUGGUUCUACUUCUCAAGGUGCCUCUUCUCAAGGCUCACCUGGUCCUUCCACAAAUACAGGUUCCCAAGACAGUGGCAGUUCCAUGAAUGGUGGCAAGAAAUCCUCAAGUUUAAUUGGAAUUAUUGUAUUUUCUGUAAUUGGGGGUGUAUUUGUGAUUUUCUUGAUAGGUUUGUUGGUUUUCUGUCUCUACAAAAGAAAACAAAAACGAUUUACCAGAGUACAGAGCCCGAAUGCAAUGGUUAUUCAUCCUCGCCAUUCUGGCUCUGAUAAUGACAGUGUGAAGAUCACAGUUGCAGGCUCGAGUGUUAGUGUUGGUGCCAUAAGUGAAACCCAUACUCAUCCUAGUAGCGAGCCCAAUGACAUUCAAAUGGUUGAAGCAGGAAAUAUGGUUAUUUCGAUUCAAGUUUUAAGGAAUGUGACUAACAACUUCAGUGAAGAAAAUAUAUUGGGACAAGGUGGAUUCGGGACUGUCUACAGAGGUGAAUUGCAUGAUGGUACAAAAAUUGCAGUAAAGAGAAUGGAGUCUGGGGUGAUAACAGGAAAGGGACUAGCAGAGUUCAAGUCAGAAAUUGCUGUUUUGACUAAGGUUCGGCACAGGCAUCUAGUCGCUCUUCUUGGGUAUUGCUUGGAUGGCAAUGAAAAGCUUCUUGUGUACGAAUAUAUGCCUCAAGGGACACUCAGUAGGCAUCUGUUCAGCUGGCCUGAAGAAGGGCUAAAACCACUUGAAUGGACUAGAAGGUUGGCUAUUGCAUUGGAUGUAGCAAGGGGUGUUGAGUACCUCCAUGGUUUAGCCCAUCAGAGCUUUAUACACAGGGACCUAAAGCCUUCAAACAUUCUUCUUGGGGAUGAUAUGAGAGCCAAGGUUGCCGAUUUUGGUCUUGUGCGACUUGCUCCAGAGGGGAAAGGCUCAAUUGAAACAAGAAUUGCUGGAACUUUUGGAUACUUGGCACCAGAAUAUGCAGUGACUGGUCGAGUGACUACUAAAGUGGACGUCUUCAGUUUUGGGGUGAUUUUGAUGGAGCUAAUCACUGGGAGAAAAGCACUAGAUGAGAGCCAGCCCGAGGAGAGCAUGCACCUCGUGACAUGGUUCAAAAGAAUGCACAUCAACAAGGACACUUUCAGAAAAGCCAUUGACCCAACAAUUGGUGUUGAUGAGGAAACACUCGCCAGUAUCAGCACGGUUGCUGAACUUGCAGGUCACUGCUGUGCCAGGGAGCCAUACCAAAGGCCUGAUAUGGGUCAUGCUGUAAAUGUUCUAUCUUCUCUCGUAGAGCUCUGGAAACCUGUGGACCAAAACACAGAGGACAUAUAUGGCAUCGACCUUGACAUGUCCUUGCCACAAGCCCUCAAGAAGUGGCAGGCAUUUGAAGGAGGAAGCCACAUGGAUUCUUCUUCGUCUUCCUCAUUCCUCGCAAGCUUGGACAACACUCAGACCAGCAUACCCACUCGCCCAUAUGGAUUUGCUGAAUCGUUCACAUCAGCAGAUGGGAGGUAAUCAAGAAGAAAAUUGGGGUGAUGGUGGAGGUGUUUGUUCAUUCUUUUGCUGCUUUCAUCUUCUCAAUGUAAUCUUGGUUGAAUUUUAUUUUCUUUUUGAUACCUUUCUGUGUUUUUGAAUCUAAUUCCUGGUUCUGAUAUUUUCUUGGAAUUGUAAUUUGGAUAUUGUUGACUUGUUUAACUAUUUCUGGAAAUCAACGAGGAGGGAUUCUCAAGAAAAAUUGUUUUUGUAUCCCUCUUCUUUUCAUUG